Tachyglossus aculeatus (Australian echidna) is the source of this 5484-nucleotide messenger RNA. RefSeq names its product TBC1 domain family member 4 (gene TBC1D4). The transcript has 20 exons. The coding region runs from base 116 to 3829 and encodes 1237 amino acids. NCBI's taxonomy places the organism in Eukaryota, Metazoa, Chordata, Mammalia, Monotremata, Tachyglossidae. The record is from RefSeq and is a predicted model, not a curated record.
GGGUCGAAGCGGUGCCCACCCUCUGGAGCCCGAGCCUGCGGCCCCUCCGGCCGAGAAGAGGUUCAGGCUGUGGUACGUGGGCUGGGCCUGCCUGGACCGGCGGACCACGCUGCCCAUGCUGCCCUGGCUGGUGGCAGACAUCCGCCGAAGGAGCCAGAGGGCCGAGCCCGGGCCCCGCCGGGUCCUGCUGCUGCUGGCCUCCCCAAACCUCCGCUGCCUCCCCGCCGAGCCCCGCGGGGGCCCCGGGCCAGAGGCCGGAGACCCCCGGGACCCCCCUCCCGCCGUCUUCAUCUUCGACCACAAGGCCCAGCACAUCGCCCGCUUCAUCCACAACAGCCACGACCUCUCCUACUUCGCCUACCUGAUCAAGGCCCAGCCGGACAACCCCGAGUCCCCCAUGGCCUGCCACGUCUUCAAGGCCACCGACCCCAGCCAGGUUCCCGAUGUCAUUAGCAGUAUAAGGCAGGUCUCUAAAGCUGCCCUGAAAGAGGACGCCAAGCCCAGUAGAGACAGCGAAGAUGCCUUUUAUAACUCGCAGAAAUUUGAGGUCUUAUACUGUGGCAAGGUGACUGUGGCCCACAAGAAGGCCCCGUCCACCCUGAUAGACGACUGCAUCGAGAAGUUCAGUCAGCAUGAACGACAGCGUUUGAAGGUCCUGGAUGAGCAGCGCAGCACGGAUUCCUGCCACGACCUCGCCCUCUCAGAAGGGGACGUGCCCAUCUCGCCAGCAGAUAGUCCAUUUGAGGAACUGGAUGGCAUCGUCUUUGCCACCUCUGGUUCCACGGGUCCAUCAGCAGGGGCCACCCAGACCAACCCAGCUGGCUCUCGGUCCUACUUCCCCGAGCGGAUUUUGGAAGAUUCCGGCUCCGAUGAACAGCAGGAGUAUCGGACCCGCUGUAGCAGCGUCACCGCCGUUAUGCCGAGGAAGGUCCAUGAAUCCAACUCCAAAACACACCCACGCAGAAGACACGCUAGCGCUCCUAGUCAUGUCCAGCCUUCAGACUCUGAAAAGAACCGAACGAUGCUGUUUCAGGUUGGGCGUUUUGAAAUUAACUUAAUCAGCCCAGAUUCUAAGUCGGUUGUGCUUGAAAAGAAUUUUAAAGAUAUCUCCUCUUGUUCUCAGGGUAUUAAGCAGGUUGAUCACUUUGGAUUUAUCUGCCGAGAGUCUCUUGACCAAGGACUGAGCCAAUAUGUUUGUUAUGUGUUCCAGUGUGCAAGUGAAUCCUUGGUGGAUGAGGUAAUGCUUACCCUGAAGCAAGCCUUCAGUACCGCAGCUGCCCUGCAAAGUGCGAAAACGCAGGUCAAACUGUGUGAGGCUUGCCCCAUGCACUCCCUGCACAAACUUUGUGAACGGAUUGAAGGUCUGUACCCACCUAGAGCGAAGUUGGUGAUCCAGAGGCACCUGUCGUUGCUGACGGAUAAUGAGCAAGCAGACAUUUUUGAACGAGUUCAGAAAAUGAAGCCAAUCACUGAUCAGGAGGAAAAUGAACUAGUGAUCUUGCACCUGAGGCAGUUAUGCGAAGCCAAACAAAAGACACACAUCCACAUUGGAGAAGCCCCAUCAAAUACAUCUAGUAACACAGUUCCUGAAAAUGCAGCAAGCAGUGGUCGAUUCAAACUUGACAUCCUGAAAAACAAAGCUAAGAGAUCUUUGACUAGCUCUCUGGAAAAUAUCUUCUCUAGGGGAGCAAGCAGAAUGAGAGGCCGGCUUGGAAGCAUUGACAGCUUUGAACGCUCUAACAGUCUUGCUUCAGAGAAGGACGGCUCGCCAGCUGACUCCCCUCCAGGAACUCCGCCGGCUUCCCCGCUCUCCUCAGCUUGGCAGUCAUUUCCCGAAGAGGAAUCAGAUUCUCCCCAGUUCCGGAGACGGGCACACACUUUCAGCCACCCCCCGUCUAAUGCCAAGAGGAAGAACACUGCACAGGAUGGGCGGGCUUAUGGUGUGCGCUCUCCUCUUCUGAGACAAAACUCUGUUGAACAAUACAGCCCCCGCCUAGCAUCUCGACACAUUCAAAAGGGGAGUAAAUCUUCUUCUUCCAGUCUUCCAAGUCUUCACACCUCCUUGUCUGCCCCAUCCUUCUCUGCCCCCUCUUUCCUGAAAAGCUUUUACCAGAAUUCAGGUAGACUGUCACCACAGUACGAAAAUGAAAUAAGCGAUGGGGAGGGCAGAAAGAGGACUUCGUCUAUCUGCAGCAAUGAAUCCAUAAAUGCCGGAGGGAUCACUGUCACCCCCCGUCGCAUCUCCUGGCGCCAGCGCAUUUUCCUUCGGGUGGCCUCGCCCAUGAAUAAGUCUCCCUCAGCGAUGCAGCAGCAAGAUGGACUUGACAGGAACGAGCUGUUGCCUUUGUCUCCUCUUGCUCCAACGAUGGAAGAGGAUCCUCUCUCCUUAUUCCUCCCCGAUGAGGAUGCCCCUGAGAAGGCCGGAGGGAAACAAAAUUCUGAAGAGCUUAGGAGCUUAUGGAGAAAAGCUAUCCACCAGCAAAUCCUCUUGCUUCGAAUGGAGAAAGAAAAUCAGAAGUUGGAAGCAAGUAGAGAUGAACUACAAUCCAGAAAAGUUAAAUUGGACUACGAUGAAGUUGGUGUGUGUCAAAAAGAUGUUCUAAUAUCCUGGGAUAAGAAGUUGUUGAAUUCCAGAGCUAAAAUCCGAUCUGACAUGGAAGAUAUUCAUACUACCCUAAAAGAAGGGGUGCCCAAAACCCGGCGAGGAGAAAUUUGGCAGUUUCUGGCUCUGCAGUAUCGUCUGAGGCAUCGGUUACCAAGUAAACAGCAACCACCAGAUGUUUCCUACAAAGAGCUUUUGAAGCAGCUCACCGCUCAACAACAUGCCAUCCUUGUGGAUUUAGGAAGAACAUUUCCAACACAUCCUUACUUUUCUGUGCAGCUGGGAGCAGGACAGCUGUCUCUCUUUAACCUCCUGAAAGCCUACUCUCUGCUGGACAAAGAAGUAGGUUAUUGCCAGGGAAUCAGUUUCGUGGCAGGAGUACUGCUUCUGCACAUGAGUGAAGAGCAAGCCUUUGAAAUGCUGAAAUUCCUCAUGUAUGACCUCGGUUUCCGUAAACAGUACAGACCCGACAUGAUGUCACUACAGAUUCAGAUGUAUCAGCUGUCAAGACUUCUCCAUGACUAUCACCGGGAUCUCUACAAUUACCUGGAAGAAAACGAAAUCAGUCCCAGUCUUUAUGCUGCCCCUUGGUUCCUCACACUGUUUGCUUCUCAGUUUCCACUAGGAUUUGUAGCCAGAGUUUUUGACAUCAUUUUUCUUCAAGGAACUGAUGUUAUAUUUAAGGUGGCACUCAGCCUGCUAAGCAGUCAAGAAGCCCUUAUCAUGGAAUGUGAAAACUUUGAAAGCAUAGUAGAUUUCCUCAAAAGCACUCUACCCGAUAUGAAUGCAUCUGAAAUGGAAAAAAUUGUUACCCAGGUUUUUGAGAUGGAGAUCUCAAAACAGCUUCAUGCCUACGAAGUGGAGUACCAUGUACUUCAGGACGAGCUCCAGGAUUCUCCAAACUCUUAUGAUGACAGUGAACCUCUUGAGAAAUUGGAAAGGGCCAAUAGUCAGCUGAAAAGGCAAAACAUGGAUCUGUUAGAAAAAUUACAGGUGGCUCAUGCUAAAAUCCAGAGCUUGGAGUCCAACCUCGAGGCUGUCUUAACUCGAGAGAACAAAAUGAAGAUCUUAAUUCGGUCCCUGGAACAAGAGAAAGUGACCUAUCAAAAUACGGUGGAGCAAAUCAGGAAGCACGUGCCUGCGGAGUCCCUAGCCCACUGUGAACUGCUGCUGAGAGAAGUAAACUCGAAUCCAAACGGUAAAACAAAGACAGGAAACAAGCCAUAAUUCAAGAAGCGGUGCCUCAGCAAGCAGAGUGUCAGCUACUAGGAGAAGGGAUAGUGCUGCUGAACAGACUUGAGGAAACUAAGCUAAGGGAACUGUGGAAAGCUGAGGGUUAUUCCCUGUGUUGUCAACUGUUCCACGAUGCAAAUCUCAAGCUCUUGAAAACAGACCGGCUCUGAAUCCAUGCCACAAAGGGAAAUUCAGCAUAAAAAUCAAUAUAUAUUUAGAGUGAUUUUUUUAAGUCAAAACUUUCCAGAGUCGUUACGGAGGGAAGGCAAGGCGAAACAUGAAUUGUCCUUUCGUCUAUGUAGUGAAACAAGGAUAUCGUGUCUUGAUAUUUUGAAAACUACUUGAAAAUAUGAAAUGAAUGUACAUUUUCUCCAAAGAACAGCACAUUUCACAAUUUUUGUGGAAAAAGUCUAAGUUCGCGUGUGGCUGUCAUCGAGUCUACUGACAUUGUGUAUACAUAAUGAAAGUGAUUGUGGCUGACAGUCACUCUGAAGUGGCUUAUAAAUAGGGAUUGUGUUCGACUUCAUUCUCUGCCUUCUAUGUGCCAACUAGCAUGUUGCUGUCACCUGCAGAGUGAACCUGGGCAGGCUUUUCUAGAGAGAGCUUCCUGAAAUCUGAUCACAAGGAUUUUCCAUCUUCCUCUUACAAGACAUUUGGAGGGGACAUUUGGUAUCUUGAAUUGGGGUUGAGAAGAAACAACUUUCGCUCCAAUGUCAGCCUUGUUUUCCUGCAGGGGCCAGGAUGUGCUAAUAUUUCAUUUCUCUUGCCAAAUACAGGAGCUUUAAAAUACUAUUCAAAUUUUCAAAACUAUAGCGUGCUAAAGUGAGUUUCUGUUUAAAUCAGUUUGCAGGAAAAUGUAGAAUUGAUUGUAGCUGAGAGCUAGGAAUUCUGACUUGCAGUUUUUACAGCUCAAUAUGUAAAUGUGCUUCUUAAGGGAACUAGAGGCGAUUUUUGGUGAGGGAGAGAAUUAACGAGUUUUGAAGUCCAAUGAACCUUUUUCAUGUGAAAAAUGGGUACCUGUGAAAGGUAGUACGGAAACGACGCAACAUUUUUGCUUUUAUAUGAUCCUUUUCAACACUGCUGUAUCAUAGUGUUGCAAGUAAUCUCACCAGGAGAAUGGAGUGAAUUUGGGCUGUUUUAAAAGUCCACCUUGUGAUGGAGAGUAUAUUAGAAGACACUGAAACCCAAGGUUUUGGAGAGGCAGAAAGCAUGUAUUUGGAAUGUAUCUGAACUGUUUCCUCAGAGUGUCAUCCUAAUGAAUCAUGUUACGGUAGUUACACUUGCUCUAUUUCAGAGGAUUUGUGUUGUGGUUAUUUUUGUAUAGGCUUUCCUCAGUAGAAGGGAAAUGCUGAGUGUAAUUGCUUCUAGACACCUGCCUUAUUGAAUCAGGCAUAAAAGCAGUAGAGGCCAACCUGCUAAUUUAUCUUUAUAUGGAGAGAUUUUCCACUCCCUUUGUAUUCAACAAUACUAUAAUUGGCGGAGUAAUGUCUUAUUUCCCCAGAUGCCAUUAUUUAUCUGAUGAGUAAUGGAGCAGCAUGACCUUGGGGAAAGUGCAGGAGGCUGGGAAUCACCACACUCAAGUUCUAAUCCUGGCUGUGCCACUAGGCUGCUGUGUGACCUUGGGCAAAUCACUUACUUCUCUAUGCCUC